Messenger RNA from Acanthopagrus latus (yellowfin seabream), 3014 nucleotides. RefSeq names its product synapse-associated protein 1-like. Gene Ontology annotation, cellular component: cytoplasm; synapse. Bases 259 to 1392 code for a protein of 377 amino acids. The record is from RefSeq and is a predicted model, not a curated record. The transcript is spliced from 10 exons. Lineage: Eukaryota; Metazoa; Chordata; Actinopteri; Spariformes; Sparidae.
UAUAUUUGUUACUGACCCUUUCCAUAGAUUUCUGAUUUUCAUUCGUGGUUUUAAUUAAUCUUUUUAGCAGAUUGAGACUGAAAUUAUACAUGUGCUCUUAAUUUGAAAGGAACGCAAAAUGAGUCGUAAAGUGCACUGUAAAUUCGCUGGUUAUAGAAGCUGUUUUGCCUCCUUGUGUCACCAAUUUAGAAAAUCUAUAACGAUGCAUAAGCACCUGUUGUCAUACUCCAGACAAGCUGACUUAAACUUAAUGCUCUUAUGUGUCAGAGAAUUAAACACACAAACAAUGUCGAGCAGCACAAUGGAAACCAUCUUCGCCUGAACCAACAAAACUGGGGCACCUGGCUCGGGAAAGAAAACGAAAAUGGCCAAGUUAAGCAGGAGGAAGGCGAGGCUGAAGACCAGAAUCAAGACAUAAACAAACAGACUGCCGGUGGGGAGAGUGAACAGGCCCGUGCUGCUGAGGGGGAUGCUCAGCUUCUUCAAAAAGCUAAGGGCUUCAGCGGUUACAUUUAUAAUUUCGCCAGCAGUGCCUCGAAGAAACUGUCGGAGUCCGUCGCUGAAACAGCACAAACCCUGAAGAAAUCUGUAGAGGAGGGCAAGAUAAAUGGAAUUAUUGAUAAGACCAUUUUGGGUGAUUUCCAAAAAGAACAAGAAAGGUUUGUUCAGGAGAACAAAGCGAGAAAGCCUGGUGCUGCUGUGCCACCAUGGGUUGGUUAUAACGGAGAGGAGACCAUACAGCAACAGAUUUUAGCUCUCUCAGCUGACAAGAGAAAUUUUUUGCGAGAUCCUCCUGCUGGGGUGCAAUUUCAAUUUGACUGCGAGCAAAUGUAUCCAGUCGCCAUGGUGAUGUUGGAGGAAGAUGAGCUCCUUCGGAAGAUGCGCUUCCAUCUGGUCCCCAAACAGGUGAAAGAAGAAGUUUUCUGGAAGAAUUACUUCUACCGCGUGUCCUUAAUAAAACAGUCGGCUCAGCUCACCGCCCUGGCAGCACAGCAGGCUGCCGAGCGGAGAGACAGGGAGAAAACUGGCACCGGUCCUGAGGGUGUUCACCAAAUGGAUGUAGUGAAACAGAAAACUCCCCCAGCCAUCCGCAGCACCAAACCAAAGACAAGUGAGGAUGAGGAGGAGAUCUCCACCAGCCCGCCUGUGUCUGAAUUUGUGAGUGAUGCUUUUGACUCAUGCAAGAUAAAUGAGGACGACCUACGCAAAGAAAUGGAACAGCUGGUGCUGGACAAGAAGAGGGAAGAUCCCAACACACACCAGGAGGAGACUCCUGACUGGGAGAGAGAGCUGCAGGAGGAACUUCAGGAGUACGACGUGUUGGAUGAUAAUGAGAACCGCGAUGACAACUGGGACAAGGAGAUUGAAGAGAUGCUAAAGGAGGAUAGUUAGGACGCACCUACAUCAGCUUUAACUGUUUGAAGGUCAGAAACAGCACAUGACUACAGAUUAAAAUGCUCCCACCGGAGUGAUUCAUUACAAAACUGGUCCUCAAAGAACUCUGAAGACAGUGAAAUAUCGCUGAUAAUCAUUUAUAUUUCAGUGAGAUGUUUCUGUUCAAAGUUUUAUGAGAAAAUAUUUUGUAAUGUCUCCAGCGGGUGACGGAGAAGGAGAUGUCGUCCUGCAUCUCAAGCUCAGAUUAUGAAAAUGUGAACAUCCACAAAAACCAGUGAAGUAGCGUCAGACUCGGGCCUCAAGAAUUAAAGUGAGACUAUUUUUUGCUGAAUACUGCCUCUGUUACCAAAAGUGGAAAUUACAUGAUAGUAAAUGUCUAAAACACAGUCAAGCUAAAGCACAAUAGCAGCAUAAAUGGACAGGAGUCACAACUUUAGCAAACUGACUCAGCUUUGUCUGCCACACACCAGUAACAACCUUAAUUUCACAACAUCAGCCACUCAGCACAACAGACUGAAAUGGACUGGAGCAGCAAAACCAGUGAAAGUACAGAACUGAGUGAGGGUGGACUGUGUUGUAAAUUAAAUUUAAAAUCAAUGAAAACAAAGUCUGUAGUGUGGGAUUGUGAGAAUCGUUGUCCUCAUAGAUAAACAACCAAAAUAUAUGUGCAGAAAUGUUUACAGAGGAGCCGAUGUGUUAAAGUUUUAUUCUUGUUACGUGUUGUCAGAGCAGCGAACAUUGUUUGAAACAUUUGCAAUAAUGUAACUAUACGGAUAUGUUACAUAAUCACAGACAUGUGUGGAGGAAUGCGCAAUGUCUUCUUUAAAAAGUUACAUACUCUCGCUUUUAAAGAUACAUUUUAGGCAAGAAUACCAUCAUGAUCAUUUCAAUUUUAUCCACAUUAAAGUGUCAGUGUGGUGAAUCAUCAAAUGCUAUUGAAAUCAAAGUUUCAGUAUGAAGUAUGAAGCCACAGACCAGAGGCUUCCAUGUGUCUCUUUCACUUUACUGAUAUCAGUUGUCUGAAACAAGUCGGGUGAUGUUUUUCCUUCAGGGGAGGAUUUCAUGACAGAAAAGUAUAUUUCUGAAGAAAUUCUAUCCUACGACUGAGCCAAACCUUUUGUUUUUACACGUGGAAAUGAUGCUGUGUUUCCUGCAGAUAUGUGAUUGCCUGUUUUAAUACAAUUUUGAAAAAUCUGUGCAUUAUGGAAUAGAAUCUUAAUCUGUAAUAAAAAGUGUAUUUCAUACAUGUAAUAGAUAUAAAUACCUCCAGUAAUGCUGCCUGCGGAUCUCUUGAGAGCCGUUCAUUCGAAUGACUUCCUGCAGGAUUGCUCGACUGAGAUGACUUCAUUUCUAGUUGACAAAAUGGAUGACUGAACAUAUAUAUGUAUAAUUUCUAAUGCAUUGUCUCCACAUGCAAACAUAUACUGUAGAUGCUGACCCUGUGUAGUAGUUUGAGGAGACGUGCCAGUCUGAACCAACCUACUGCUCUUCCUGUUUGCACCAGGAAUGAUUCGAAACUCAACCCAAAAAUCCAGUGUCUUUGUUUUUAUACUUGUCACAGAACGUCUGUCUGGUCUAAUCUACAUUUUUAUUAAACCUUAACAUUUAUUAUCUAAAAA